GUUUACUGUUGUUGCUACGUGUAAGGAAAUAGAGAUAGUAAGCUUUCAAAAGAAGUCUCCUUUACGUUGUAGUGUUCGUCGUGUCAUGUAACGUCGGUAGGCCGAGGACUGUUUGACAGGAGACAUUUCAAGAAAUAUCGUUAUUGAGAGGAUCUAGUUCAUCAAACUUGGAAGAUUAAAACCUGCAAAAAUGGGAAUUAAAUUCUUAGAAGUUAUAAAACCUUUCUGCAGUAUACUGCCUGAGAUAGCGAAACCUGAAAGAAAGAUCCAGUUCAGAGAAAAAGUACUAUGGACUGCCAUCACCCUUUUCAUAUUUUUGGUUUGUUGUCAAAUUCCUCUAUUUGGAAUCAUGAGCUCAGACUCGGCGGAUCCCUUUUAUUGGAUUCGUGUGAUCUUGGCGUCCAACAGAGGAACGUUAAUGGAGCUAGGUAUCUCUCCCAUCGUCACGUCAGGUCUCAUCAUGCAGCUACUUGCUGGAGCCAAGAUUAUUGAGGUCGGAGACACGCCUAAAGACAGAGCUUUGUUCAACGGUGCUCAAAAAUUGUUCGGCAUGGUGAUUACGGUAGGUCAGGCUAUCGUUUACGUGAUGACAGGCAUGUACGGAGACCCGUCAGAGAUAGGUGCUGGCGUCUGUUUGCUCAUCAUCAUCCAGCUGUUCGUAGCGGGUCUCAUUGUACUACUGUUGGAUGAACUGCUACAGAAGGGUUACGGUCUCGGCUCUGGUAUCUCACUCUUCAUUGCUACUAAUAUCUGUGAGACCAUCGUCUGGAAGGCUUUCAGUCCUGCCACUGUCAAUACAGGUAGGGGAACAGAGUUUGAGGGAGCCGUUAUUGCGCUGUUCCACCUUCUAGCCACCAGACAGGACAAGGUCAGAGCUCUCCGGGAAGCCUUUUAUCGCCAGAACCUCCCCAAUUUGAUGAAUCUCCUUGCCACCGUUCUUGUCUUUGCGAUAGUCAUUUACUUCCAGGGAUUCCGAGUAGACUUGCCCAUCAAGUCAGCCCGUUACCGAGGGCAGUACAGCAGCUACCCCAUCAAACUGUUCUACACCUCCAAUAUACCCAUCAUCCUGCAGUCUGCUCUGGUCUCCAACUUGUAUGUUAUCUCACAGAUGCUGGCGGUAAAGUUCCAUGGGAACGUGUUUGUGAAUUUGCUGGGCGUGUGGGCGGAUGUCGGUGGUGGCGGUCCAGCCAGAGCCUACCCAGUGGGCGGACUGUGCUACUACCUCUCACCUCCUGAAAACUUGGGCCAUAUUCUGGAGGACCCAGUCCACGCAGUGCUGUACAUUGUGUUCAUGCUGGGAUCCUGUGCUUUCUUCUCCAAGACAUGGAUUGAUGUCUCCGGCUCCUCUGCUAAGGAUGUUGCCAAGCAGUUGAAAGAACAACAAAUGGUGAUGCGGGGUCACAGAGAUAACUCCAUGAUUCAUGAAUUGAACCGUUAUAUUCCUACGGCUGCUGCCUUUGGAGGUCUAUGCAUCGGUGCUUUGUCUGUUCUCGCCGACUUCAUGGGAGCAAUCGGUUCCGGCACUGGAAUCUUGCUGGCAGUCACAAUCAUCUAUCAAUACUUUGAAAUAUUUGUUAAAGAACAGAGUGAAAUGGGAGGCAUGAGUACGCUUCUAUUCUAAGUUGUUUUAAAAACUGUAGGUUUUUUUUAUCGUUACUUUAAUUUAUUUAUGUUGGUUAGUGAUGGAAAAAGACAUUACUUGUCACAUUGACAAAGCGCUUAAUGAAAUCAAUUAUGUAAUUUUGUACUCAAAAUGACACUGGUUUAAGUAGUGUCCUGAAAAAAUACCUCAUAUUUUCAAUGGAAUGGCCAUUGCUUACAAUAAUGUGGACAAAGUCAUAAACAAAGGGGUUUUAUGUGAAUUUACAAUUCCGAUAGAAUCACAAAGUAACGAAAACAAAAUCUUUCUAUGACUGAAUAUUGUACUGAAAACUUUGUAAAAUAAAAAUGCUAAGGUUUUCUAAUUAGUUUUUGUUGGGUGUUUGUUAAACAUAAUAAAAUGUGUAUAUACAACUUGUAAAACUCAUAUACAAUAUUAUUUCUGAGCUUUUAAUUUAUUGAUGAUUGUUGACUAAUGUAAGGUUUCAAUUUGUAUGUAGUAAAUGUUUUUUUCUAGUAAAUACAAUUGUACUACUAAGGUUUAACAUGCCAAUACUAUGUAUUGGUAACUAUUAUAAACAGAAAACAUUAAAGAGUUCUAAUAUAUUGCAGCAAAACAAGAGUACUAUUGUUCACCAGGAGAGCCUGUGUACAUGUGGAGUGAAUGUUGUCAUUGUGUUGAGGGUGCCUCAUCGCGUUCACAAUCAUCCUUUUCAUUCCUCAUUGCAACAAUUGUAUAUUAAUUUUGUACUGUAUAAAAGACACAAUAAAAUGUGUCCAGAAACAAA
Homalodisca vitripennis (glassy-winged sharpshooter) is the source of this 2387-nucleotide messenger RNA. It is a transcript of the gene Sec61alpha, whose product is annotated as protein transport protein Sec61 subunit alpha. Gene Ontology annotation, biological process: SRP-dependent cotranslational protein targeting to membrane, translocation; post-translational protein targeting to membrane, translocation. Gene Ontology annotation, cellular component: Sec61 translocon complex; membrane. The record is from RefSeq and is a predicted model, not a curated record. The coding region runs from base 191 to 1621 and encodes 476 amino acids. Gene Ontology annotation, molecular function: transmembrane protein transporter activity; ribosome binding; signal sequence receptor activity. NCBI's taxonomy places the organism in Eukaryota, Metazoa, Arthropoda, Insecta, Hemiptera, Cicadellidae. The transcript is spliced from 9 exons.